Messenger RNA from Pseudogymnoascus verrucosus, 381 nucleotides. Its product is annotated as glutathione S- transferase, nitrogen catabolite repression regulator. The record is from RefSeq and is a predicted model, not a curated record. The transcript is spliced from 4 exons. Bases 1 to 381 code for a protein of 126 amino acids. Lineage: Eukaryota; Fungi; Ascomycota; Leotiomycetes; Thelebolales; Thelebolaceae.
AUGAAGCCGAUAGUUCUCUACUCACGGCUAAAUGAAGAAAUUACACUAAUAAGUCACACAGCCUUUGGGCCCAACCCAUGGAAAGUGGCCAUCGUUCUCGAGGAGCUCAAGCUGCCCUAUAAGACACACAUUUUGAAGUCAGAUGAAUUGAAGCUGCCAGAAUAUGAGCGUAUCAGUCCCAAUGGUAAAGUUCCUGCUAUUGAAGACCCCAAUACUGGAGUUAGUCUCUGGGAAUCCUGUGCUAUCAUCGAAUACCUCGUCGACACCUACGACGAAGCCAGCACGAUAAGCUAUUCUACACUCCCUGGAAAAUACCAUAUCAAACAAUUUCUAUAUUUCCAAGCUUCGGGCCAAGGGCCAUAUUUUGGCCAAGCUUUCUAG